Molecule: messenger RNA, 2964 nt
Organism: Aspergillus heteromorphus CBS 117.55
Lineage: Eukaryota; Fungi; Ascomycota; Eurotiomycetes; Eurotiales; Aspergillaceae
Product: CobW domain protein
Exons: 9
Coding region: 1-2964 (987 amino acids)
Biological process (GO): carbohydrate metabolic process
Molecular function (GO): polygalacturonase activity
Source: RefSeq, a predicted model, not a curated record
AUGAGACUUCUCUCCCUUGCCACGCUCGUCUUGAGCACCGUUCCCGGUUUGGUCACCGGUGCGGCGGUGGACACAGUCAUCCCCGGGACGCAGAUUAUUCCCGCAACAGAUAUAGCUGGGCUGGAGGCCAUUGGGGCCCAGUAUCCCAAGUACCCGGACCGGCAGACCGUCACCAUCCGGGCCUCGAAGAGCGAGGAGGACGAUGUCUCAAGCGACUUCCUGUGGGGGCUACAGCAGGCCAAUCACGGCGGACGGUUGUUACUGCAGAAGGGGCAGACGUAUGUCAUUGGGAAAAAGUUGGACCUGACGUUUUUGGAUGAUGUAGAGGUGCAGUUGGAGGGGGAGAUUCAGUUCACCAACAACAUCACUUAUUGGCAAGCCAACAACUUCUACUACGAGUUCCAGAAGUCCAUCACCUUUUGGGUAUGGGGUGGACAAGAUAUCAAGAUCUUCGGGAGUGGAGUCCUGAAUGGGAACGGGCAGCGGUGGUAUGAUGAGUUUGCCGGCAUGGAGAUCUUGGACCCCGACAACACCUUCUAUCGACCAAUCCUGUUUUUGACCGACAAUGCCACACGUGUGUCGGUCGAGGGAAUCACGCAGCUGAACUCACCGUGCUGGAACAACUUUUUCGUCCGUACUAAGGACAUUUCGUUUGACAAUGUCUAUAUUCAUGCGUUCUCGACGAAUGCAUCGGCGGACCCCAAAAAUACCGACGGGUUCGACUCGCUCAACGUAGAUGGGUUUAGUGUCACCAACAUGCGCAUCGAUGUGGGCGAUGACUGCUUUUCGCCUAAGCCGAACACGACCAACAUCUUCGUGCAGAACCUGUGGUGCAACAACACGCACGGAGUGAGCAUGGGUAGCAUCGGUGAGUAUGCGGGGGAGUUGGAUAUCAUUGAAAAUGUGUAUAUCGAGAACGUGACGUUGUUGAAUGGAGAGGCCGGGGCGCGCCUCAAGGCCUGGGCCGGCAAGGACGUCGGCUACGGCCGCAUGAACAACAUCACGUACAAGAACAUUCAGAUCCAGAACACGGACGCCCCGAUCGUGGUUGAUCAGUGUUAUUUCGACGUGAACGCGACCGAGUGCGCCGAGUACCCGUCGGCCGUGAACCUCACCAACGUGCUGUUCGAAAACAUCUGGGGGACGUCCUCCGGGGCCGAUGGGCUGGUGGUUGCUGAUCUGGCGUGCUCGCCGGAUGCUGUGUGCUCGAAUAUUACGCUGAAGGGGAUAUCGCUGACGAGUCCGGCGGGCAGUCCGCCGGAGAUUAUCUGCUCGGACAUCGAGGGGGGAAUUGGGGGAAGCGGCAAAACCACCCUCCUGGAACACAUUCUCCAGUCGCCGAACCAUGGGCUUCGGAUAGCGGUGAUUGUGAACGAUAUGAGCAGUUUGAAUAUCGACGCCACUCUCAUCAAUCAUCACACCGUCUCACACACCAAAGAAUCUCUCAUCCAACUCCAGAAUGGGUGCAUCUGCUGCACGUUGCGCGGCGACUUGCUGGCAGAGCUUGCUCGCCUGACCACACAACAAGGGGUCGAGUAUGUGGUGAUCGAGAGCACGGGGAUCAGCGAGCCGAUGCAGGUGGCCGAGACGUUCACGGCGGAGUUCAGUGCUGCUAUGCUGGAGGCUGGAUCCGCCGACCCGAAUGAUAGCGGGGAGGGUCUGGGGAUAGACGAGGAAGGACGCAAGAUCCUGAACCAGAUAGUCGAACUCGGCGGCCUCCACACCAUGGCCACCCUGGACACAACCGUGACCGUGCUCGACGCCUUCAACCUGUAUGCCAACCUUGAUACACCCGAGUUCCUCUCCGACCGCUAUGGACCAGACACAAUCAUCCCCGAAGAUGAGCGCACGAUAUCCGACCUGAUGGUAGACCAGAUCGAGUUUGCGGACGUCAUAGUCAUCAACAAGCUCGACAUGGUGGAUGAGGCCGCAAAGCAGAGAAUCCGGAGCCUCCUUCACCUGUUGAACCCUGCAGCGCGGGUUCUCGAGGCCAUCUACUCCCGGAUCGACGUGCGGGAAAUCCUGGGCACGGGGCGGUUUGAUUUCGUGCGGGCAGCCAGUGGGGCAGGCUGGCUGCGGAGUCUGCAUGAGAUGAGUCGCAUUCAAACGGCGAAUGGGGAGAGGGUGGCGCCGAGGCCAGAGACGGUGGAGUAUGGAAUCAACAACUUCGUGUAUACGGCCCGACGGCCAUUUAGUCCGAAACGGCUGUUUGCAUUGCUGCACGACAAGUUUAUUCUGUUGCAGAAUGCGGGUGGAGAUGAUGACAAGGAGGAUGAAGAUGAAGACGAAGAUGAAGAGAUGUCUGAUGAAGGUGAAAAUUCCAAUUCAGAUGGAGAGGACGAGGACAAAGAAGAGGAAGAAGAAGAGAUCACCCCUUUCGAUGACCUCUCGCCUGAUACCAUCCUGGCCAACAAACGCGCGCAUCCCGUUCUCCAACCCAUCCUCCGGUCGAAAGGCUUCUUCUGGCUGGCGACGCGGCCAUACCAGUUCGGCGAAUGGAGCCAAGCGGGGGCAAUGCUGACAGUGGGCUGUGGAGGAGCGUGGUUCGCGGAGCUGCCGGACGAGGCAUGGCCCGAGGAUGCAGACGUGCGCCAGUCGGUGGAGGAUGACUUCCAGGGCGAAUGGGGGGACCGGAGACAGGAGCUGGUGUUCAUCGGGGAGGGCAUUGAUCCGGAGGUCAUCACGCAGCUCCUGGACGAGUGCCUGCUGGAUGAAACGGAAAUGGCGAAGUGGGAGGGGGUGAUGCGUCGAAACAGGCGGUCGCGAGUCCGGAAGCAGGAGAUGAUGGAGGGGAUGUGGGAGGAUGGAUGGGAAGACUGGCCGGGGCUGGAGGAAGAUGGACUGGAGGAGGAGGAGGAGGAGGAGGAGGAGGAGGACAGGACAAGGGCAAAGAAAGAGGGAGAAACCCACCGGCAUGGACGUGCCAGCAGACAUGCACACACUCACCCCCACCACCGGCACUGA